AUGGCUUUGAAAUGUGGUAAAAUGUUUAUUCAUCAUCACUUAUACAAACCUUUACGAUUUGUUCCACAGUUGGUGGUGAAACGCAGCACCACUAGCGACUAUUGUAAUCAAAUGAGCGGUAAACCAAUACGUUUUCGCGAAGGCGGCGAUGAACUUUGCGCAUUGCGAGAAAAGGAAAAGGGCGAUUGGAAUAAACUUACGCUGGAUGAAAUAAAGAAAUUGUAUCGCGGUAGUUUUUGUCAAACAUUUGCGGAAAUACACGCACCCACUGGUCAAUGGAAAUUGGUUGUAGGCAUAGCAUUUUGGGCGAUGGCUAUUGCAUUUUUGAUGACAGUAUUAACACAUUUUAGCGAGUCUUCACCCGAAUCGUUUGAAGAAGAUAACCGUCAAGCUCAGCUAAAACGUAUGAUUGCUUUGGAAAUGAAUCCUAUCACCGGUCUCGCCUCAAAAUGGGAUUACGAAGUCGAAGACUGGAAAUCUCGCAAGUAG
Glossina fuscipes is the source of this 489-nucleotide messenger RNA. RefSeq names its product cytochrome c oxidase subunit 4 isoform 1, mitochondrial-like. The record is from RefSeq and is a predicted model, not a curated record. Bases 1 to 489 code for a protein of 162 amino acids. The transcript is spliced from 2 exons. Gene Ontology annotation, biological process: mitochondrial electron transport, cytochrome c to oxygen. NCBI's taxonomy places the organism in Eukaryota, Metazoa, Arthropoda, Insecta, Diptera, Glossinidae.